AUGACAAGCCAAAGCCACGAGCUGCUGCCGCGCAAGGCGGAGGAUUUCCGCAAGCAGGAAUACUGGGACCAGUUCUUCCAGAAGCGAGGCGAGAAGGCCUUCGAGUGGUAUGGAGACUAUGCCUCGCUGCGUCCAGGGCUGCAGGCGCUGCUCGGUCUGCCUGAUGACGCUCCGUCGUCGCUUCUACGUCGCCUCAAGGCCAAAGUGCGUGUACUAGUUGUGGGUUGCGGUAACUCGGCGCUGAGUGCGGAUCUAGCAGCCGACGGCUUCUCCAGCCUCUUGAGUGUGGACUUUAGUGAGCGCGUCAUCGACGAGAUGCGUCGUAAGUACCCGGCGCUGCAGUGGCAAGUGAUGGACAUGACAGACAUGCGUGCACUCGAGGACGCCAGCUUCGACCUGGUGAUGGAUAAGGGCGCAUUGGACGCGCUAAUGGCUGAAGAUACACCCGAGAUUAAACAGGACGCCUCCAAGAUGCUGCGCGAGGUGCGACGUGUGCUGGCGCCUGGCGGUCGCUACCUCUGCGUCACCAUGGCGCAAGAUUUUAUCCUCCAGCAUCUUCUGAGCUUCUUCAGUUUGAAGGAUGUGACAGAGACAGAGCCGACACACUGGAGUGUGGGCGUGCAGGAACUCCCACGUGACGCUCGCAAACUCUUCGCUCCGUUCCUGGCAGCGGCGCUCAAGUGCCCCAAGUCGGACUCCAAGGCUUCCAAGAAGGCGCAAUACAAUGCCAAGCAGUUUGUUAGUGGCGUAGGUGAAGCUCGUCAGCAGUGGCUAACGCACGAAGUGGAAGCCACGCAAUGGUUCGCUAUGACACAGGCAGCUCUUCGUCAGCUGAAGGUUGGACGACAGGAGAUCAUCGAGCUCAUCGCCAACGACGAGAUGGACGCGAACAAGCAUCUGGCAGUGGAAGGCCAAGUCAAUCCACGCUUUACGCUGCGCUUAGUGGACGCUCACUUGCGCGGACCCAACGGUAGCUGCGCCGUGUUCCUGAUCCCGCAAGGCCGCGAGCACGAGUGGAUGUUUUCGACCGAGGAAGGAGCGAACGAGCUUGCGGCUGGAGCUGGAUUCAGUCGCCUUAUUAUUGUCGCGCUUGGUCGUGGUGGCCACGCUUUUGAGAGCACUGCGAAGGUACAGGAGGAGUUGAACGCCAAGGUGAUGGAGCUGGCCCCUGAUACGCUUAGACCAGAUGAGAAGAUCCCGUAUCUGACGGUGGAAGAAGGUCUCGGUGCUCGUAACAUCGUACACCAAGGUACGUCGCCACUCAGUGGUGCAUUCUUCGUGGAGGAAGUACAAGAAGAUGGCGAGACGCUCCGUCGUCUGGUGUUUCUUAGCAACACUAACGUCAUUCAGAGUGAAGUGAAGAUGCUGGCUCGAGGAAGCUCUGCUCCUGUUCCUGUUCUUGCCUCAGUUGAAGCCCCUGCAGCUGUUGAUACGUCCGACAUGACACCGGAGGAGGCUGCGGCAGCCGCCAGGAAGAAGAAAAACAACAAGAAGAAGAACCAGAAGAAGAAAAAGAAGGCUCAGACUAAGCAGGCGAGUGUGGAUACUUCAUACCUGGCAUUCGAUUACCACAAGGGCAUGGUCGCAUCGCUUCACGCGGCUUCGUUAUCUUCCAGAGGAACACCCGACUCGCUACACCGCACAUUGGUGCUUGGUCUCGGCGGUGGCUGUCUGGCCCAGUAUCUCCACGAUAACGUUCCGGGUAUGGAUGUGACAGCGUGUGAGCUGGAUCCGACGAUCGUGACGGUGGCUGAGCAGUACUUUGGCUUCAAGCAGGACGACCGGAUGCGUGUAGUGGUGGCUGAUGCACUCAAGUACGUGGCUGAGCAGUCCUCAGCAGCUGAGAAACCAACGUUUGACUCCAUCGUUGUGGACGUGGACGCCAAGCAGCGCGAUGUGGGCAUGAGUUGUCCACCUGUCAGCUUCGUUGAGGACGCAUUCCUGGCUCAUGUUCACAGUUUAUUGGCUCCUCGUGGCGUGUUGCUUAUUAACGUUUCCUGCCGCGACAGUGGUCUAUACAAGGAGAUCGUUGCACGGCUACAGCGUGUGUUCUCGGGCUCUCACGCUGUGCUGGCGCUCAAACCCAGCGAGCAGGAUGUGAAUAGUGUAGUUUUCAUCCGCAAGGCAGACACGAAGGAGCCCGACGCUAAGACGUUGUUGCAGCAGCUCCACGACCAUGGUCGUCGACAUGGUAAGGCUCAGAACGCUCCACGUUACGUUGACGAUGAACUGUGUGAGCUCAUUCGCGACAUCCAAAUCACCAAUUAGAGAAGCCAACACCUGCUUGGAUACCGAGCAGCUUCGUCUUCCCACUCCGCUCGGAACGUGUCAAAGCGAUACAAGUUCCGUUCAGGUCGUGAGAUUUUAAGAUCGGUGGCAAGUGUGUAUCCGUCGA
Molecule: messenger RNA, 2395 nt
Organism: Phytophthora nicotianae INRA-310
Lineage: Eukaryota; Oomycota; Peronosporomycetes; Peronosporales; Peronosporaceae
Exons: 2
Coding region: 1-2268 (755 amino acids)
Molecular function (GO): S-adenosylmethionine-dependent methyltransferase activity
Source: RefSeq, a predicted model, not a curated record